CUGGGGAACAGGGUUUAGUGGGGUCUGUUUAGGACUCAAUUCGACAGCAAGGUCAGAGCUAACACAACCAGCUCCUCCUCAGACGCGGCCGCUGUGGAAGAAUGCCCAGGCCACUUCCGGCGGCCUCUGCAGCUGCGUGGGACUCACCCUGAACCCUCAGAGCAAGGCAUUAUUUUCUCCUCUCUCUUGUCAGAUGCUGACUCCCACGCAGGAAAAAGGAAGCACCUUGUGUCAGAUGCUGCGGCCACUUCCUCUUCAGAAGGCUCCAGCCAACCUUUCGCUUUGCAGAAUGAGAGGGCAGCCUGCAGCGCUGGACCGCGUGGGCACGGGGCCGCUGGCGUCCCCCUCGCUUGGGGUCUUGGCCCGGCCCUGACCGGGAGCUGACCCCUGGCUGCCUCUCUGGCUCUCGGGGGAUUCUCUCUGAUACAGAUCUGCACCCCUGAACUGGACCUGGCUGUGGCCUCACCCGCCUCUCGGCCCCCCCGGGGCUUCCCCUGUCGUCUCUCCACCCACUCUGUGCUUGCUGCCCCAUGUCCCUCAGUCAGGCUGCCUGUCUGUUCCUCUCUACAGCUCGGUCAAGGAGCGUGAUGACCGGCGAGCAGAUGGCCGCCUCUCACCUGUCGUCCACUCCCAACCCGCUGGAGAGGCCCAUCAAGAUGGGCUGGCUGAAGAAGCAGAGAUCCAUUGUGAAAAACUGGCAGCAGAGGUACUUUGUGCUGAGGGCGCAGCAACUCUACUACUACAAGGAUGAAGAGGACGUGAAGCCACAGGGCUGCCUGUAUCUACCAGGAAGUACAAUCAAGGAGAUCGCCACAAACCCAGACGAAGCUGGGAAGUUUGUCUUUGAAAUCAUUCCAGCCUCAUGGGACCAGAAUCGCAUGGGACAGGACUCGUACGUCCUCAUGGCCAGCUCGCAGACGGAGAUGGAGGAGUGGGUGAAAUUCCUCAGGAGAGUUGCUGGCACACCCUCUGGAGCGGUGUUUGGCCAGCGCUUGGAUGAGACUGUGGCCUAUGAGCAGAAAUUUGGCCCUCAUCUGGUGCCCAUCCUGGUGGAGAAGUGUGCAGAGUUCAUCCUUGAACACGGCCUGAAUGAAGAGGGCAUCUUCCGACUGCCUGGGCAGGACAACCUGGUGAAGCAGCUGAGAGAUGCUUUCGAUGCCGGGGAGCGGCCCUCCUUCGACAGAGACACAGAUGUGCACACCGUGGCCUCCCUGUUGAAGCUCUACCUCCGAGACCUCCCGGAGCCAGUGGUUCCCUGGAGCCAGUAUGAAGGGUUCCUGCUCUGCGGGCAGCUCACGAAUGCAGACGAGGCAAAGGCUCAGCAGGAGUUGAUGAAGCAGCUCUCCGUCCUUCCUCGUGACAACUAUAGUCUCCUGAGCUACAUCUGCAGGUUCCUACAUGAAAUCCAGCUGAACUGUGCGGUUAACAAGAUGAGUGUGGACAACCUGGCUACCGUGAUUGGUGUGAAUCUCAUCAGGUCGAAGGUCGAAGACCCUGCUGUGAUCAUGAGAGGGACUCCUCAGAUCCAAAGAGUGAUGACUAUGAUGAUCAGAGACCAUGAAGUCCUCUUCCCCAAGUCCAAAGAUGCACCCUUGUCACCCCCUGCCCCAAAAAACGACCCCAAGAAACCUCCAGUGCCCCGAAGCUCUGUGGGCUGGGAUGCCACUGAAGACCCCCCAAUUUCUAGAACAGACAGCUUCAGUAGCGUGACAAGCGACUCAGAUGCAACCAGCCCCACUGGACAACAGCCGAGUGACGGGAAUCUGGAGGACAGCAGCAAAGGCCCCAAGGAAAAGCCAGGAGAUUGGAAGGUGGAAUCUCGAAAAAGGACGCAAACGCUCCCUAACCGGAAAUGCUUCUUGACAUCAGCUUUUCAAGGUGCCAACAGCAGCAAAAUGGAGAUCUUUAAAAAUGAGUUCUGGUCGCCUUCCUCAGAGUCAAAGGCAGGAGAAGGGCACAGGAGAGCAAUGUCUCAAGAUUUGCGCCACUUUGCUGACUCCCAGCGGACUUCCACCUACGAUAAUGUCCCUGCCUCACCAGGGUCCCCUGGGGCCGAAGCAGGUGCACUUUCUUCCCAGGCCUGUGACUCCAAGAGAGAGACUCUUCCCAGCCCAAACUCUGAAACUGGGCCUGGAAAAAAGAACUCUGAAGAAGAGGAACUUGAUUCUUUGCAGAGGAUGGUCCAGGAGCUCCGAAAAGAGAUAGAAACACAGAAGCAAAUGUAUGAGGAACAGAUUAAAAACCUCGAAAAGGAAAAUUACGACAUCUGGGCUAAGGUGGUGAGGCUCAAUGAAGAACUGGAGAAGGAAAAGAAGAAGUUUGCAGCCUUGGAGAUCAGCCUCCGCAACGUGGAGCGCUCCCGGGAGGACGUUGAGAGGAGGAACAAGGCCUUGGAAGAAGAAGUCAAGGCAUUUGUCAAAUCAAUGAAGGAACCCAAGCCUGAGGCUUGAGAGUCCCAGGAAUACUGCAGGGACAGCCCGAGAGAGGCCCAACUCUGCUGCCUUUCUCGGUGCUGCCUGACAACUGGGAAGCAAAAUUACUCUCUAAGAGGGAAAGGACAUUUUGGGGGAAAACAUCACAUUUCCCCGUAAAUGAAUCAAUGGAGUGCAGGAAGAUGGGGUGAGCACAGACAGGUGUGGACAUCUGUGACUGCAUAUUGCUGUAUUCAAAGGGAUUGCAUUAUUGCACUGUGGUCUCAGGCGGAAUGAGAUGGAACCUUCCGUGGCUGGAUGGCUAUGUCCAAUGGAGACAUUGAAGUAGGCCACAUCUCGGGACCCAGGCAACAGGCCGGCCUCAGCAGAGGCUGGGCUGAGGUGCUAGUUCUUUGUUUUCUGUAUGGAACAACUCACCUUGUCAGACAGCCUCGGGGCAUCACUGAGACACAGGGCAGAAAAGGAUUUUCAACUUAAGAGUGCUCAAGCGUGGAGUGCUCUGUUUUGAGGGGCUGCACCUGCUGAAGCCAGAACCCCAUUCUGCCGCCCCCACCACAGUGCACAUUCUCCAGGGGUUCUCAAACAUUUUUAGACUAAGACACACCAAACAAUAAACUGUAUUUAUAAAAAGAAAAUUGAUAGAAAAUUAUAUUCAAAUAAAGCAAAAAAAAAAAAUCCAAGGCUAUUGCUAAUCCACACAGCACCUUUGUGAGAAUUAGUAAAAGACACCCCUUCCUUGGGGCAGAUGCAUCCAUCUCUGGGCACAUGGCUUAGUGAGCAGCGUACAGGCUGGAUUCCAGUCCCCGACUUGCCUUUCAGUGGCCACAGCUGUGUGUGGUGGGGCUGGGAACAAAGGCUUCCUACUAUGCUAUGACCUCCUCAGAGACUAGUCGUGGGUGUAGAUAGUAGUAGUCAUGAUCACAGCAUUUGUUUUUCUGUUUAACCAUAAUGUAAGUGAUUUCACCCUUUAAAGGGACAUCAGGCACUAGACGACAGCUGGGAGAAGGGCCUUCCUAGAGGAUGGCUGACUAUUCCUCCUCAAAGUCUACUGGGAGAGGCCCCUGGUCAGGCCCCAAGCCCCUAGGUGGGCUGGUUGGCUCUUUCAUGGUUUUUGUUUGUUUGUUUGCUUUUACCAUUCUAAUUAGGUGGUCUCUAAGCUCUCUUGACUGUGUACCUCAUCAGUAGGAAAUGUUUGUGCAUACACCCCCCCCAAUAUAAGUAUAUUUAUUUAUUUAUAAAUUAUAUACAGGUACUACUAUAUUA
Messenger RNA from Lemur catta (Ring-tailed lemur), 3695 nucleotides. RefSeq names its product Rho GTPase activating protein 25 (gene ARHGAP25). Gene Ontology annotation, molecular function: GTPase activator activity. Gene Ontology annotation, cellular component: phagocytic cup. The record is from RefSeq and is a predicted model, not a curated record. Gene Ontology annotation, biological process: phagocytosis, engulfment; actin filament organization; signal transduction. NCBI's taxonomy places the organism in Eukaryota, Metazoa, Chordata, Mammalia, Primates, Lemuridae. The transcript is spliced from 10 exons. The coding region runs from base 531 to 2450 and encodes 639 amino acids.